Beta vulgaris subsp. vulgaris (sugar beet) is the source of this 3146-nucleotide messenger RNA. RefSeq lists its product as hypothetical. Gene Ontology annotation, biological process: activation of GTPase activity. The coding region runs from base 424 to 2916 and encodes 830 amino acids. Gene Ontology annotation, molecular function: GTPase activator activity. The transcript is spliced from 5 exons. Lineage: Eukaryota; Viridiplantae; Streptophyta; Magnoliopsida; Caryophyllales; Amaranthaceae. The record is from RefSeq and is a predicted model, not a curated record.
AUAUGAUAAACUUUUCCAACGACAAUAAUUCUAGUGGCGUCUCAAAUCUUGAUCAUUUUUGUUUGUCUCUCUCUCUCCUCUUCAAGCCACUAGUGUCUAGUCAUUCAUGAGCCAAACAAAAAUUUUAUAAAAUUUUAUAAAAUAAAUAAUAAUAAUGUAUUGUAACAAAGAAAUAGUAGUAGAAAUCCCAUAAUAUAUCAUUGGCAAGAUCUCUAUAUCUUCUCAACAACACAACUUUAGGUUUUAACCAAGUCUUUGUAUUAUCUUCUCUAAUUAACUUAUUAUUUAUCAUUUUGCUUCAAUUUUUUUGAAUUUUUUCUGUCACCCAUUUCAUUAUAUCUCUCAAAGAUUCAAACUUUAUAAGUUUGAUCGAUUAAUAUGAGAUUUUGAGCACUUGGGUUGGAGUAAUUUCGCCGGAAAAUCAUGCCUCCGGCAGAAAUUAUGCCGGAAAAUUUAGAAUCAUUGCCGUGUUCUUCUUCAAUGGCGUCUGAUUUUCCUGAUCUUAGAGGUGUUAGAUGGCGUAUAAAUCUUGGGGUUCUUCCUUCUUCUUCUCUCUCCUCCACCAUUGAUGAACUUCGUCGUGUUUCUGCUGAUUCUCGACGCCGAUAUGCUGCUUUAAGGAGGCGCCUCCUUGUUGAUCCACAUUUAACCAAAUUUAGGGAUGAUUCUCGAGAUCUAGUUGUGGAUAACCCACUUUCCCAAAAUCCAGAUAGCACAUGGGGACGCUUCUUUCGGAAUGCAGAGUUGGAACAAAUGGUUGACAAAGAUUUAUCUCGCUUGUAUCCUGAGCAUGGUAGUUAUUUCCAGACACCAGGAUGUCAAGGCUUGUUGAGGCGAAUUUUGUUGCUGUGGUGCCUUCGGCAUCCAGAAUGUGGUUACAGACAAGGGAUGCAUGAACUCUUAGCUCCUUUAUUGUAUGUACUUCAUGCUGAUAUUCAGCGUUUCAAUGAAGUUCGUAAACUUUAUGAAGAGCACUUUGUGGACAAAUUUGAUGAGUUUUUGUUGCAUGAAAGUCAAAAUUUCAACUUUAAGAUAUCUGCAAAUACUCUAGAAGAUGAGAUGGACCCUCAGGAAAAACCCAGAAAGCAUACAAGUCUUUCUGAUCUUGAUGCCAACGUACAGACUAUUGUUCUACUAAGUGAUCCUUAUGGGGCAGAGGGUGAGCUUGGCAUUGUGUUAUCUGAAAAGUUUUUGGAACAUGAUGCAUACAAUAUGUUUGAUGCUUUAAUGAGUGGGGCUGGUGGUGCUGUAGCCAUGGCUGAUUUUUUUUCCCAUCCGCCUGCCAGUGCCACCCCAACUGGCUUACCUCCGGUUAUUGAAGCUUCAUCGGCACUUUACCACUUGCUUUCCAUUGUUGAUACCUCGUUGUACAAUCACCUUGUUGAAUUGGGUGUUGAACCUCAGUACUUUGCUCUUCGCUGGUUACGUGUUUUAUUUGGGCGCGAGUAUUCUCUCGAGGACUUGUUGGUUAUAUGGGAUGAGAUAUUUUCUUUUGACAACAGUGCAGCUGUUACAGCUUCUAAAAAUGAUCCUGGGGUCUUGAACUCCCCCAGGGGAGCAUUUAUUUCUGCGAUGGCUGUUUCCAUGAUGCUCAAUGUGAGAUCUUCUCUACUUGCCACCGAAUAUGUCACUUCUUGCCUCCAGAGAUUACUCAAUUACCCUGGAAAUGUAGACCUGGAGAAGUUGAUAGGAAAGGCAAAAUCUUUGGUGUCCCUUGCUUUAGCUGCUAACGUGCCUUCACAUUCUACUCCAACGAAUGGGAAAUCACUUGGCUACCAGAGCAAGCAAAUGGCUGUGAAAGGACAUGCUCAUAGCCUCUCAUUUGAUUCAAGUGCUCCGGUAACACCAGUGAGUCUUGUACCCGAAAGAUAUUGGGAAGAGAAAUGGAGAGUUGCUCAAGAGGAAGAAGAAACCAAAAAGGAAAAGGCCAAAGAAGCAUCACCUCGAAGGAAGGGUUGGACAGAGAAAAUCAAAUUAAGAUUAUCUAGGACGGAAUCUGAGCCGUCCCCAUCAAAAAGAGAAACCAGACAGAGGGAUAAAAAACCAUCUGUCAGAAGAAGCUUGCUUGUAGAUUUGUCCCAGCAGCUGAAGUUUGGGGAAGAUUCUGAAGAAACAGGACUUGAUAAAUUGUCAUGCCUUGGGGUUGAGGAUCCCCUUUAUAUAGAGUCCGAUGCAGUUGUUCAAGAUGAAGGGCAUGAUAGUUUCGAAUAUAAUGACAAGAGAUGUUCAGGCCUAAGUACUACCAGUGAAGAGCAUUCUCCUACUUUUUCAGAGCCAUUGAGUCCUGCUGAAAAUGACUCAGAGAAGAGCAGUAUAGAAUCAAAUAGAUCCCAUGAUACAAUUGAUGAUGGAACCCAACAUUUUUCUUCGUUUCAGUCUACUGUGGAAGAGUCACAGACUGCUGCAGAAGAUCCACCCUUACCAAUUUCUGUUGCUCCUGAAGCAAAUGCUUAUGGAGUAUCUGAUUCAGAUCGUAGCUCCAAAGAUCUAGCACCAACUAUUUCAAAGGAACGGAAAAGUUUGUCUGGUAAGUUUCAGUGGUUAUGGAAGUUUGGACGCCAGUCUUCUGGUGAGGGAAGUUCUGAUAGAAGACCUGAGGUUGAGGAUGUCGAAUCAGCUGAUGGUGGAAGUCUCCAGGGGAAAAAACCUUGUUCUUCUGUUGAUGAGACAAAAGACUGUCAUGUGAAUAUAAAAUCAGACGGCUGUGACCAGAAUUUAUUAUGUACUUUAAGGAACCUUGGGCAAUCUAUGCUGGAAAAUGUUCAGGUAAUCGAGUCAGCCUUCCAGCAAGAAAAAAAUCAAACUGGCUCAUUAGAUAACCUUUCCAAACAUGCCCUUGUUGAGAAAGGGCAAGUAACAGCAAUAACUGCUCUUAAGGAGCUUCGGAAUAUCAGCAACCUUCUGCGCGAGAUGUGAGACUGGUUUAUCCUUACUCUGUUAUCUGUAUAUAAGUAUAACUAUAUCAUAUUGUUUUCGUAUAUAUACACAGAAUAAGAGAAUUAUGUAUUAGCUCAACUGUGUUAGAUUGAAUUUAUGUGAGCGCUUGUAGUGCAAUUUGUAAAUGAGAAAUGCCAUUCUUCCUAUUUGAUAAACUGUUGUCAGUUAGUCCAUUUUGUCAAUCAAUUGCAGAGAAAGUUCCAGUUUAA